AUUGUCAUUCCAUUAAAUCACUUUCAUUUUUUUUAUUGUUACUGUUCCAUUAACGUUUCAUCAUUUUAUGGGAUGCUAAAGCCGCUCCUGGGGGGUCACCUCUGUAACUGUUCUAAAUUGAUACAUUUAGUUGAUACUUUUCUUAUCUUUGUCGCUGCUGAGUAGAAGCCCUGAGUUUCAGUAAAGGCAGCUGUCAGACUUGAUACGAUAGUUGCUGAUAUUCCACAGAUACUGCUGAGAAAUGGAUCAACUAAUUGUAUCAAAUAAAUGUAGCAAAUUGUAACAGUUUAGAUGCACCUCAAUCACUGAGCUGCCCGACUCAAACACCAGAGACAGGAAUGGACUGCAGCUCGGGAAAAACGGUUGAAAAUAAAGAUGGAAAGCCGUCUGUUUCUGGGGGACAAUCUGAAAACAUCUCAACUGAAAAAAAAAGUCUUUACUAGUGAGAAGUUAAGCUGCAGUGAGUGUGACUGGCGUAUCGCUCUGGACUGAAGACUGGACGGCCUGGCUCAGAAUGAGGCAGCAUCCCAGCAUGCACUUCAGCAAGCCACAAUCUCUACGGCUUCACAGGACAACAGAGAGUGUGUGGAGUCACCUACAAGUGUUGCUAUGCACCCCUGUUCUGCCCGACAACAGCUGCAGGCAUCAGACAAAAUGACGGGCAGUAACCCUGUGUCUCCCGGCUCCAGUGCAGAGCUGUCCCCCUUUGACCUCUCUGGUGAAAUGGGGGACAAUGCUCGUGGCUCCCCCACUUACGAUGGGAUGGAUGGUUCCCUACAAGAUAACAGUGGGGGGCAGAAAUGGGACAGUCAACCGGAGAUUGCCGAACAAGCCAAACAUGAAGCCGAAAUUGAGAACCGGGUUGUGGAGCUGCGCAAGGAGGGGUUUUGGACUCUACGUCGACUCUCCAAGGUCCCUGAGCCAACACGUCCCAAAGUGCUCUGGGAUUACCUGUGCGAAGAGAUGCAGUGGCUUUCCGCAGAUUUUGCACAAGAACGCCGCUGGAAACGGGGAGUUGCCAGAAAGCUGGUACGGAUGGUUGUUCGUCACCACGAGGAGCUGAAGCAAAAAGAGGAAAGGGCACGGCGGGAAGAGCAGGCCAAGCUCAGGCGUAUUGCCACGACAAUUGCAAAGGAAGUCCGCCAGUUCUGGAGUAACGUUGAGAAGGUUGUUCAAUUUAAGCAACAAUCUCGACUAGAGGAGAAGCGGAAAAAAGCACUUGACUUGCAGCUGGAUUUCAUCGUGGGUCAGACAGAAAAAUAUUCCGACCUCCUCAGCCAGAGUUUAAAUGAGACGUUGCUCCCUGUUAGCAAGUCCAGCUCCUCCUGCAUUGGAUCUUCCCAGGGCGGUUCUUUAAGGACCAGCCCCACUCCAUCUGUCUACCAUAAUAAUGAUGGGGAUUUCUUGCCUCAUGAUGAGGAAGAUGAUGAAGAGACCAUAGAGAUAGAGGAGCGUCAAGAUGGGAAUGAUGCGGAGAGCCAGAGGCUGGAGAUAGAGCUUCUGAAAAAGGAGAGUGAACUUCCUUUGGAGGAACUGCUCCAGAGUUUGGGACCCAAUUUUCUCCAAGAUGUGGAUCCAGAUCAGGACUUGCAGGAGUCCGAUUCCCCUCGAACGCCCCAAGUCUUUGAGGAGGAAGAUGACGAGUUCACUGCUAACGAGGAAGAAGGUGAAGAUGAGGAGGAGACUAUUGAGGCAGAAGAAGCUCUAGACGGCCAGCAAGAUCAUACCGAGGAACUGUCUGAGCUUGCCAAAGAAGGAGAUAUGUCUUUAGAGGAACUACUGCAGAAGUACUCAAUGGUGCAGACAGAUGAGGGGAAUGUUGAUCCAAGUGAAGAAAGCCAGCAAUCUGACCAAUCAGAUGACUCUUCUCUAUGUGAGAAUUCUGACUCUGAUUCUGAAGGGGUUGAAUUUCUUGUGAAGCCAGAGGACAGUUCCAAUACGGAUUCGUUGCCUCCGGAGAUACCCGAACCUAAAAAAGAAAUCACUGAUAUUGCAGCGACCGCAGAGUCUUUUCAACCCAAAGGGUACACUCUGGCAACUACCCAGGUGAAGACACCAGUCCCAUUCCUCCUUCGAGGGGAGCUAAGAGAGUAUCAGCACAUUGGGCUGGAGUGGCUAGUUACCAUGUAUGAAAAAAAGCUAAAUGGAAUCCUGGCAGAUGAAAUGGGUCUGGGAAAAACCAUUCAGACUAUAUCCUUGCUAGCUCACCUGGCAUGCGACAAAGGUAACUGGGGACCUCAUCUGAUCAUUGUACCGACAAGUGUUAUCCUUAACUGGGAAAUGGAAUUCAAACGGUGGUGUCCCAGUUUUAAGAUCCUCACCUAUUAUGGAUCCCAAAAAGAACGCAAGCUUAAGAGACAGGGCUGGACCAAAUUCAACGCUUUCCACGUGUGCAUCACGUCUUAUCAGUUGGUGCUGCAAGAUCACCAGGCCUUCCGCAGAAAAAACUGGAUAUACCUCAUCCUGGAUGAGGCUCAGAACAUCAAGAAUUUCAAGUCCCAACGUUGGCAAAGCCUGCUAAAUUUUAACAGUCAGAGGCGACUUCUACUCACUGGGACUCCACUGCAGAAUUCUCUCAUGGAGCUUUGGUCACUCAUGCACUUCCUGAUGCCUCACGUCUUCCAGUCUCACCGUGAGUUUAAGGAAUGGUUCUCCAACCCCAUGACUGGCAUGAUUGAGGGCAGCCAGGAGUACAACGAGGGCCUGGUGCGCAGGCUGCACAAGGUAUUGCGUCCAUUCCUUUUGCGCAGGAUUAAACUGGAUGUGGAAAAACAGAUGCCUAAAAAGUAUGAGCAUGUAAUCUACUGCCGUUUAUCCAAGCGCCAACGAUUUCUGUAUGAUGACUUCAUGUCACAAGCAGCCACAAAAGAGACUCUGACCAGUGGACAUUUCAUGAGCGUGAUCAACAUUCUAAUGCAGCUGCGCAAAGUCUGCAAUCAUCCCAACUUAUUUGAUCCGCGCCCAAUCCACUCUCCUUUUAUCACAAGCACCAUUUGCUACACUACACCUUCCCUGGUUCUGCAAGCUCUUCAUCGUCACCCGCUCCAGCACGUGGACAUGUCCAAGUUCGACCUGAUUAAUAUGGAGGGACGAGUGUGCCGCUAUGGGAGUGAAGUUGCUCUACCGCAGUAUAAACCCUCACGUGCGCUAAUCCAAGAGAUCGCAGAUUCCCCAGAACCCCCUCCACGACUCCGUCCCCUUCGUAUGAAGGUUAACAGGAUGAUUCAGCCUGUUCCUAAAACAGACCCCAAGAGUAUUGUUGUUGUGAAUAGUUCUCGAGCAACACAGAAACCUUUGGAUCUGCCACCCUGCAUUGCCAACCCACCUUUGCCUUUUGCUCCGCACGCAAUACCUACUCCCAGCUCAUCUUCAUUGACAGGAGUUAUAGAACUAGUGUCACCUGCAAAGGCGACCCCAUUGGUUCAGGUUUCUGCAGGGCCAAUGGCUGCCAUUGCUCCUGGUACAAUAAGGCCUCCGUCUGUUCUGAGCUCCCAGCCUGGAAUUGGUGCCCAGCAAAGGUUAAUCCUAACACCUGACAUGCAGGCCAGGCUACCUUCAGGAGAAGUGAUUAAUCUGUCUCAGCUUGGGUCAGUGAGUGCAUGUCCUCCAGCCGUCACUAAACCUGUAACUCUGCAGCUGCAAGGUGCCAAGCUCACUCUGAGUGGUGCCCAAGUUCGACAGCUGGGAAUGGCUCAGACCCCACGCCCACUGCAAGGAAAUGUCCUUCACUUGGUGUCUUCUGGUGGGCAGCACCACCUGCUAAGCCAGCCCGCCCAGCUUGCUCUUCUCCAGGCUUUGGCUCAGCAAACCCCUGCUCCCUCUGCUUCUCCACAGUUUGUGCAGGGAGCAGGUACCGCUCAGCUUGGGCUUCAGACGGUCUCCCUGCAAUCUCUUCCUCAUUCUCUAAUCACAGGUGCCAACCUUCCUGUACCCCCUCCGCCUGGCACUCCAUCUGGGCAGGGUGUGGUGAAAAUUGUGGUUAGGCAAGCGACCCGUGAUGUUCCUGCAGCUGCACCUCGUCCAGCUCAACCUGUGCGUUUGCCACAAACCCCUUCUCAUCCUUUCCUGAGGGUUUUACCUGGGGGAGUCCCUGAGCCUGCAGGUGCACGAGUAGUUGCUGGUGAAAAACUAGCACCUAUGGUUGCAUCGUCUGCUCUCACACUGGCUACCAGCCCCCUGCUUAUGGUCUCCAGUCCUGCUGUGGCUUCAAGACUUCAAUCUCCAGUUCCAAACCCCCUACCCUCUAUCCAUAACCAUUCUAUGACCCCCAAUACAGAGUGUUCCAUGACCCCAGCUGCUCCUCAAGGUGUGGCCCUGCGCCUACUCACCACAGGGACCUCUGCUGCACUUCAGCUCACAAACCAUCGAUCUUCCCCACCAAGACACCGCCCUGCACUGCCGAACUGUCCACUACAAAACACUCUCCUCUCACCCAGUUCUCCAUGUCCAUCAGUAAUUCCUGACUCUAACCUGUGUCCAGUCUUACAGAAAAUUCCAAACGCCAAUACAACCUCUGCCUUAGGAAUAGUGUCUAAUGAUGUUCAUGCUUCACAAUUUGUUGCUAAUGGAAACUCUGUUGUCCUUCCUCAAACUCCAGUAACAAAAGAUCCUGCGGAUUCUACUCAGACACUACCUCCCCUGCUGCCGACUCUCUGCAUGCCUGGUACAAGCUCAGAUCCUGGAUUUUGUGUCAACCCACUGCUUAACAUGUCUCACAACCCUCCUUCCCCACCUGUGCUAUCCAGUCUUAAUCAUAAUAUUAAUACUCCUAAACUGGUACCUCCAACAUACAAUUUCAGCUUGGUUCCUGCACUACUUACCAACUCUGUCUCUUCCACUGCCUCCAGCUUUAACCCUGUGCCUGCACGUUUUAUAAGUAGCCCAGUCUCUCUCCUGGCAUUGUCAGCACUGCCCUCUGCAAAUAGCAGUGCAACUCCUAUCCUGUACCCUCAUCCCACUGCUAGUCCUGUACUCUCUCGUUCUUCCUCUUCACAGGUACAAGCCAAUCCUCCUGUUUCAGCAUCAAACACUCUUCCUACUCCUCUUUCCUCUGUAACUGUCAACACCACUACUGCUUCUGCUCCGUUACCCAUGCUCAGUGCAUCUCUCUCCAUCCCCAUCUCCACAUUAUCCUCCAGUGUUCCUGUGUCUCUCUCUCCAUUGGUGGCAUCUGCCUCUGGCAAUCUUUCAUUGAUUGCUGCAACUUCUGGGUCUUCUCCUUUAUUUUCUCUGACUUCUUCUGCUCCAUUGUCAUUGCCACUAGCUUUUGCAAAUGCCCCCUUGCCUCCACUUGAGGCAUCUACUCAACUGCCUGGCCAGGCCCCCAUAACCACCCCGCCUAUUGUUGCCCAAACCCCUUUGGCAGCCCUGGCAGCUGCUAGCCAGGCCUCUGCUGUUUUGGCCCCACCGAGGACUGCUUCCUCAGUCCCCUUGGCCCCACCAGUCACUACCAAGACCCCUGUGCCUUUGGCGGCUCUUUCCCAGGCCCCUCUAGCUGCCUUGACUCCUGUCCAGACAUCCACAGCUCAGUCACCAGGUCCUUUGGCUCAUCCAUCUCCAGAGCACUCCUCUAUGGCUGUCAUGUCCCAGGUCCCAGUUUCUUUGGCCCAGGCUGCCAUGUGUUCACAUCCUUUGGUCACCCCAGCUUCUAUAAAUGACACUCCAACUGCCCAGGUAACCACUACUGCUCCUAGCCAGGCUUCUGUUACUUUGACUCCUGUAGCAUCUGCCCAGGCCCCGGUUCCAGUUGGUGCCGCCCAGGCCCCGGUUCCAGUUGGUGCCGCCCAGGCCCCGGUUCCAGUUGCUGCCGCCCAGGCCCCGGUUCCAGUUGCUGCCGCUCAGGCCCCGGUUCCAGUUGCUGCCGCCCAGGCCCCGGUUCCAGUUGCUGCCGCCCAGGCCCCGGUUCCAUUUCCAUUGCUUUCUCCAGCUGCUGCCCAAGUCUCUCUGGCUGCUCCAUCUGUUUUGGCUUCCCCAGCCAAAUAUGAUAAAAUAAAAACAUCUGUAUCAGCCCCUGUGUCUCCAUUGGUAGCCUCCGCUUCCCUGCUAAUGGAAGCCUCUGAUUCCCCGUCAACAGCCUCAGUAAGUUCCCCUAUACCCUCAUAUGCAACUUCUAUUCCUGCCCCUGGAGCAUCUGUCCAGUUACCUUUGCAGUUCUCAUCUUUACCAGCUCACGUGUCUUCAGCACCUGCCCACAUGCCUUUACUGGCUGCCUCUGCAUCAACACCUAUUCCACCACUAGCCUCGCGUGUCUCUGCUCCUCUGACCCCUCUAGCAGCUUAUGCCAGCGUUCCUCUGCCCACCUUAGCGGCUAAUAUAACUGCUUCUCCCCUGCCAUCUUCAUCCUCCACUAUAUUCACCACGCAGUCCUUUUCUGCCCCUACUGCACAUUUGCCUUCUAACUUUGUUUCUGCCUCUUCGGCUGUUUUCACUGCUAUCACCACAGCAUCUUUGUCUUUAGGCACCUCUGCUACCUCUGCUACCUCCUGUGUUUCAGAUCCAGUGCCAUCACUAGUUUCCCCCUUUUCUGUUCCUUUAACUCCCAGUGCUCCCUCACCUGUAUCUGCCCCAGAUCCUCCUUUAUCCCUGUCCAUUGACGGCCCUUCAUCAUUUAGUGUAACUCUUGGCACUGCUCCAGAUCCUGAUUUAAUGCUGGAUGGAGAUGCUCCCCAUCCAACCAAUGCCCUACUUCUACAUGCCUCAAGACUACGCCGGCAGCUGCCACCACCACCUCGGUCACCUUUCUAUUUGGAGCCACUGGAAGAUCGGCGGCGCAAGCAAAAAAUGGAAAAACUGGAUAGACUCUUCCAUUUGAAUGAAAGGCGCUGUAAACUGCCUCCCAUUUAUGGCACUGAAGUCCUUCACUUCUGCACUCUACGCAAUACUGACUGGCGGUUUGGCUUCCCUAAUGACUUCCCCGGUCCCCAGAAUCUACACAAUUACUGGCUACGAACGGAUGCAUUGAGCAAGUUCAUUUUAACCCCAGAGCAGCGACUGGGGCAGCUUGGCCACAUCAUUGAAAGGUUCAUUGUCGCUAUGCCUCCUGUGGAGGCCCCACCGAUCUCCCUGCACACUUCACACCCGCCACCAUCAAUGCUGCUUCAGGAGUCGGUUUUCAGGGAGUCGCUGCGCAGAGAGUUGACUCCUCAUUCCCGCUGUUUACACCGCAUUGUGUCUAACAUGAGGACUCAGUUCCCAGAUCUACGGCUCAUUCAGUAUGACUGUGGGAAGCUCCAAACACUUGAUCGCUUACUGCGUCAGUUAAAGACCGAGGGACACCGGGUCCUGUUGUUUACGCAGAUGACCCGCAUGUUGGACGUUUUAGAGCAGUUCCUGAAUUACCACGGACACAUUUAUCUGCGACUUGAUGGGUCAACACGCGUUGAACAAAGACAGGUAUUGAUGGAGCGUUUUAAUAUGGAUCGUCGCAUCUUCUGCUUCAUCCUAUCAACUCGCAGUGGAGGAGUUGGAGUCAAUCUGACUGGUGCUGAUACGGUCAUCUUCUAUGACAGCGACUGGAAUCCCACUAUGGACGCCCAGGCCCAGGACCGGUGUCACCGUAUUGGUCAGACUCGUGAUGUGCAUAUAUACAGAUUGGUCAGUGAGCGCACUGUGGAGGAGAACAUCCUAAAGAAAGCUCAGCAGAAGCGAAUGUUGGGGGAUAUGGCUAUCGAAGGAGGAAACUUUACCACAGCCUACUUUAAACAGCAAACCAUCAGGGAGCUGUUUGACAUGGAAGAGCCCCCACCUAAGGUAGUGGAGUCCGGAGUUGCAUCUCCAGAGGAUGGCACAUUGGAAGAUGAAAGCACAACACAAAAUGCAAACAUUCUUGAACAGGCCCUCUGCAGAGCCGAGGAUGAGGAGGACACCUUAGCUGCCUCUCUGGUCCGUGCUGAGCAAGUUGCAGACCUUGCAGAGUUUAAUGAGAAUGCUCCUUUGGAACCUGAGGAGGAGGAACAAAGCAGGGCCGAGCAAGAAAUAAAUGCCUUGGUUGAUCAGCUGACUCCUAUUGAACGAUAUGCCAUGAUCUUUCUGGAAGCUUCACUGGAAGACAUAAGUCGGGAGGAGCUCAAACAAGCUCAGGAGCAAGUAGAAGCUGCACGAAAGGACCUUUUCCUGGCUAAAGAAGACACCGGCCCUUCUCUGGACGACACAUGGGAGGAAGAGAAUAGAAAGACACGCAGGGUACGAGCCCAGUCUUCCAGCAAACCACCAGGGGAGAGAGUAGGAGUCCGUGUGAGUGAGCGAUUGCGUGGAGCCAGGACAGCAGAUGGUUCAGACAUCACAGACAGUCCAGCCUUGCUUGAAACCUCGUCUCCUGACCAACAAACCUUGGAAGACAAUGCAUCCGUAAUCUCACAGACCGAGAACACAGUCUCAGAGUUGAACAUAUCUCAUAAGGAGGCCUCCAGCAGUCCAUCCCACCAGCCGUGUCCUUCAACCCCAUUAGCACCCACCACUUCUCCCCCAAAAGAAACCCCUCCGCAGUUGUCCUCUUCUGUGAAGGAAGAAAAUACAGACGAGUCUGCUGUAUCGGACAGUGAAAUACUGCUUGUGCCAAAAUCUGACCCCACCGCUUCCAGUGGAGUGCCCCAGGACCUGGAGAGCAGCACUCCUCGUACACCACGCAGGAAAGUUACUGCCGACUGUGAAAUUCGAAUGGCCGGUGCAGGGGACACGUCCCCAACUGAAAAAGUCCUGAGGCGGUUGCCUGGCCGGCUAGUGACUGUAGUGCAGGAGCGGCCGCCUGUUUUACGCCGACAGAAUCGCGGAAAAGCAAGUUGCCCUUCAGCUGAUCCUCAAAGCCCCUCUCCUUCCCACCAAUCAGAUGAUACAUCUGAGGCUGGCAGUCCCCCACCAAAGAGAAAAAGGGGAAGACCACCAAAGUCAAAAUUAGAAAUGUCUCCAACAGAGGCCGUGUCUAUAGGAAGUUCUGCAGUAGAAGAGUCUUCUGAUAUAGACGCUUCUCUGUUGGAAAAACCUUGCGACAAAGGCCUUUCACCCCCUGGACCUAAUUCGGAACUGCCCGUAUCCACUAAGGCAACCCAUGUACCAGGAAGUCCUGCGUCGUGUGCAAAAUCCAACUCUGACAUUGAAAAUGGUUCUUCACCUGUUGAAAAGAGGAAAAGGGGAAGGCCCCCCAAAAGGAGAGACAGUGUAACAACCUCUCCAGUUUCCCCUUUAUCUUCUGGCGAGACUACACUGGAGCUGCUCCCACCUUCUGUCCAACUCUAUACCAAUGUAACAAAAUCUCCUCCCAUCAUUCCCAUGGUUUCUUCCAACAUUCCUCAGGCGGGUGGGUGUGUGGAGGGGACCAGCAGCAGUGGAGGUGAUGGACCUUUAACCCCUCCUAAACGGAAACGUGGCCGCCCCCCUAAGUCACAGGUGAUGUCAAGUCCAAACUUGCACAAUGACAAAAGAGACAGCUCUCCUGAACGGUCACCCAGCCCCCACCACACAAAGUCUCCUCCGGGGAGGAAGAAGAAACAACCCUCCUCUUCUUCCAAGAAGGAUGAGGAGCUCACAGCUUCCGCUGAUACUGACAACUCCUCUGAGGAAGAGACUGUAAGGACUCCUCUCACCCGCAGCGCAAGGACACGUUUGCAGCCCAACCAGGUGCCACUUGUAUCCACUCCAAACCCAAAUUCUGCUGGUAAAUCCCUCAGAGGACGUUCAGCCUGUUCUCCCCACCUCCGAGGGAGACCUGGCAAAAGGAGUAAACCUCCCAAUAUAAGCUCCCCGAGUCCCCCAUCCUCUUCCCCCCACGGCAGUUCUAGUGAAAGACAGUCUAAUGGUGGGAGAAAGCGCCACUGCCCACCCGCAGAACAACGCAUUCUGCGCAGCUCACUCACAGCCCCUCCCUCCAGUAACACUCGCUCCGCCCGUCCCCCUCCCCCACUACCCAACUCUCCCAGCAGCCACAGAGUCAGAAAAGCCAAGACGUGAGUUUUUCUCCCAGGAUAUUUGGCUGUGUUUUACCCCCAGGUGAGCCGCCUCCCCUUGAACAGACUGGAGGGACAGGCGAGAGACUGCCCGAAAGCAGUAAAAUAAAAAAAGACUGCCCCAAAUGUGCUGCAACACAGAGUCACUGCCCGGAGAGUACUCUGUCCCAGCCCCAUGACUGAGAAAUAACCGAAAUCUAUGCAAAGAGGCUCGAGAGCCCGACAAGAGAAGCUGGAGUCAGAUUUGUUUUAAAAUGGUUUCACACGUUGAGUUAUCAAUGGGAGUUUCUGGGAUUUUGGGGGUGUUGGGCCCUGUAAGUAUUAGACAGACAACAGACUCGGGUUUCUGGAGCUUUGUCUGUCUCAGGCCUGUGGGUCCCCGAGAACUGGAUGUUUGGGCAUGUUUCUACACAAGUCCCUGUACUUUCAUGAAAAUAAAGUGUUGAGUAAAA
Messenger RNA from Xenopus laevis (African clawed frog), 10390 nucleotides. RefSeq names its product Snf2-related CREBBP activator protein S homeolog (gene srcap.S). Gene Ontology annotation, cellular component: Swr1 complex; nucleus. NCBI's taxonomy places the organism in Eukaryota, Metazoa, Chordata, Amphibia, Anura, Pipidae. The transcript is spliced from 33 exons. The coding region runs from base 610 to 9942 and encodes 3110 amino acids. The record is from RefSeq and is a predicted model, not a curated record. Gene Ontology annotation, molecular function: hydrolase activity; DNA binding; ATP-dependent chromatin remodeler activity. Gene Ontology annotation, biological process: regulation of gene expression; chromatin remodeling.